AGAUGGAGUCUUGCUCUGUCACCCUGGCUGGAGUGCAGUGGCAUGAUCUUGGCUCACUGCGACCUCUGUCUCCCGGAUUCAAGCAAUUCUCUUGCCUCAGCCUCCUGAGUAGCUGAGAUUACAGGCAUGCACUACCACACCCAGCUAAUUUUUAUAUUUUUAGUAGAGACAGGGUUUCACCAUGUUGGCCAGGCUCGUCUCAAACUCCUGACCUCAAGUGAUCCACCCACCUUGGCCUCCCAAAGUGCUGAGAUUACAGGCGUGAGCCACCUCGCCUGGCUCCAGCUAAUUCUUUUGAUUUUUUGUAAAGAUGAGGUCUUGCUCUCCUGCCCAGGCUGUCUCAAAAUCCUGAGUUCAAGUGAUCUUCCUGCCUCGGCCUCCCAAAGGUGUGGGAUGACAGGUAUUAGCCACCAUGCCCAGCCCAAAUUUUAAUUUUUUAUAAUAGAUGUGAAUGCUUUAUGGUAGUAAAUGAUAAAAUGGACUAGUAUUUACAUAUUUUAUGCAUCCAUCAUGACAUACCUUAAUUUUUUGAUAUUUCAAAAAAUGAGAAUCACCUAAGUUUAUUCAAAUUGUCACAAAUCCUUUCUUCUCCGAGAAAACACCAAAUGGUGGAUGACACCAGUGCAGCGGGGGGGCCCGGAGGCCCUGGCGGCCCUGGGAUGGGGAACUGCGGUGGCUUCCGCGGAGGUUUCGGCAGUGGCAUCCGGGGCCGGGGUCGCGGCCGUGGACGGGGCCGGGGCCGAGGCUGCGGAGCUCGCGGAGGCAAGGCCGAGGAUAAGGAGUGGAUGCCCGUCACCAAGCUGGGCUGCUUGGUCAAGGACAUGAAGAUCAAGUCCCUGGAGGAGAUCUGUCUCUUCUCUCUGCCCAUUAAGGAAUCAGAGAUCAUUGACUUUUUCCUGGGGAUCUCUCUCAAGGAGGAGGUUUUGAAGAUUAUGCCAGUGCAGACGCAGACCUGUGCUGGCCAGCGCACCAGGUUCAAGGAGUUUGUUGCUAUCGGGGACUACAAUGGCCACGUCGGUCUGGGUGUUAAGUGCUCCAAGGAGGUGGCCACCGCCAUCCAUGGGGCCAUCAUCCUGGCCAAGCUCUCCAUUGUCCCCGUGCGCAGAGGCUACUGGGGGAACAAGAUCAGCAAGCCCCACACCGUCCCUUGCAAGGUGACAGGCUGCUGCGGCUCUGCGCUGGUGCACCUCAUCCCUGUACCCAGGGGCACUGGCAUUGUCUCCGCACCUGUGCCCAAGAAGCUGCUCAUGAUGGCUGGUAUCGAUGACUGCUACACCUCAGCCUGGGGCUGCACUGACACCCUGGGCAACUUUGCCAAGGCCACCUUUGAUGCCAUUUCUAAGACCUACAGCUACCUGACCCCCGACCUCUGGAAGGAGACUGUAUUCACCAAGUCUCCCGAUCAGGAAUUCACUGACCACCUCAUCAAGACCCACACCAGAGUCUCUGUGCAGCAGACCCAGGCUCCAGCUGUGGCUACAACAUAGGGUUUUUAGACAAGGAAA
This is a messenger RNA of Pan troglodytes (chimpanzee), 1505 nucleotides long. Its product is annotated as small ribosomal subunit protein uS5-like. The record is from RefSeq and is a predicted model, not a curated record. Lineage: Eukaryota; Metazoa; Chordata; Mammalia; Primates; Hominidae. Gene Ontology annotation, biological process: translation. Gene Ontology annotation, cellular component: cytosolic small ribosomal subunit; ribosome. Gene Ontology annotation, molecular function: structural constituent of ribosome; RNA binding. The transcript has a single exon. Bases 606 to 1487 code for a protein of 293 amino acids.